AUGGAUGUAUUCGAUGAUUACCAGGUAACUCGGCUACCAAAGUCGCAAAAGGCAAUUCCAAAGUCUAAACCUAUGGAGGAGAAGUCUAGCAGACGACCAAAGUUUCUAGAUUCCAACGAUGAUCACAUUGACUAUAACGCCCUCAAGGAGUAUGGCGGAGGUUACGAGUCGAAUAGAAGGAACUUUCAGAGCAAAAGGGAAGAGAAUGAUCGCGAAAUGUCUGCAUACGAUCGUAUACUCGACCAUAUGUGGUAUGAUCGUGAUGAUGAGAGCUUCAUGAUGCAAAAUAAUUACGAUGAAGAAAACUCGUAUUAUUUAGCAGAACGUGAAGCAAAACGGCAAGCUCAGCUUCCUGGUCAUAAAGUAGCCGUAAAUAGGUCAGAUAAGAAGAAAACAUCUCUAUCAUUCCAGAAACAUAUUGAUAAUUCACUAUGGGAAUUGACACGUCUAAAGCAGGGCGGAGCUGGUUCACGCUUAGCUACGCUAGAAAUGCAGGAAUUAAACUCAUCAAAUGUUCACAAGGAUGAAGCGAAAAAAAUCGUCCUAGUCAGAAAUGUCAUACCUCCGUUCAUAUACGAUGUUUAUGACAAGGAUCUCAAUUUAGACGAUCUCAGCAGUGGAGAGGAUACAUUCAAUCAGAUUUACAACAAAUUUUUAAAUCAAGCAAUAUCAGUUGUAAAAGAUAUGACAUCAGAUAUCGCAGCAAUGGCCAAAAAGGGAAGUAUGGUCAUGCGUAGGCUAAAGGAAGAAUCUGAGCGGAACGCGACAAGGGUGCGUUUCUGGGACUUGGAAGGAUCCAAACUAGGCUCCCUUCUAAAACUUGACCAAAUUGACGCUCAAGAACCAGAGGAGGAACAUUUUUCCACGAUUGAAAAUAAUAAAUAUUCAAAUUUGAUCAAUGAAGACCUACCUGAAGAAGAGUUGAAGGAAAAGAUUGAAGCACAACGUAAAAAACUAAAGAAUACGCGCGAAAGUCUUCCAGUAUUUCAAUGUAGAGAUGAAUUACUGCAAUAUGUGGAUCAGUUUCAGGUGAUGGUAAUUGUUGGUGAAACUGGGUCAGGAAAAACAACUCAGUUGGCACAAUAUUUAUAUGAACACGGUUACGCAAAAUCUGGAAUUAUAGGAUGUACUCAGCCGCGUAGAGUUGCAGCAGUGUCUGUUUGUCAGCGUGUAGCCGAGGAAGUUGGUACCAGAGUGGGAGAUCUAGUUGGCUAUUCGAUUCGUUUUGAGGAUGUCACUAGUAAAUCUACCUCUAUAAAGUUCAUGACUGACGGUAUACUUCUUCGUGAAACUUUGAUGGACCCUGAUUUGGAUCGCUAUAGUUGUAUAAUCAUGGACGAAGCACAUGAAAGGAGUUUGAAUACUGAUGUUUUGUUUGGAAUUUUAAAAUCAGUGUUGGCUAGAAGACGCGAUAUUCGUGUAAUUGUCACAUCCGCUACUAUGGAUGCCGAUAAAUUCUCGAGAUUUUUUGGAAACUGUCCAAUUUAUAAAAUACAAGGAAGAACUUUCCCAGUGAGAAUUGAAUAUCUCAGGUCGAUGGGAAACGACUAUGUAGAAGCUGCCGUUGAAAAGUGUAUAUCUCUUCAUAUUUCAGAGGGACCUGGAGAUGUUUUAAUAUUUAUGACUGGUCAGGAUGAUAUUAAUGCUACUUGUGAGCUUUUGGAUUUAAAACUCUAUAGCAUCAUGAAAGUUGCAAAUAAUAUCGAUUUGGAGCCUUUUUGUGUCUUACCCAUAUAUAGUCAACUUCCUAGUGAAUUGCAACAACGUGUUUUCAAAAAAUAUCCCUACCGUAAGGUAAUUGUUUCCACCAACAUUGCAGAAACAUCUCUAACAUUUGAAGGUAUAAAAUUUGUCAUUGAUUCUGGGUUUUGUAAGUUAAAAGUCUACAAUCCAAAAGUUGGAAUGGAUAGUCUGCAGAUCACUCCAGUUAGCCAAGCUGGUGCCAAUCAGAGAGCUGGAAGAGCAGGGAGAACUGCACCUGGAAUAUGCUUUAGAUUGUACACUGAACGUACCUAUAUUAAUGAUUUAUUUGAGAAUAAUGUCCCAGAGAUUCGGAGAACAAACUUAUGCAACGUCGUUCUCCUUUUAAAAUCGCUAAAGAUUAAACGGUUGACAGAGUUUGACUUUAUAGACCCUCCAAAUGUGGAGAGCAUUUUGAGUGCUAUGCUACAGUUGUGGAUUCUGGGAGGCAUUGAUGAGACUGGAGAACUCACAGAUGUAGGAAAGAGAAUGGUUCAAUACCCAUUAGAACCUCCAUUGGCAAAGAUAAUAAUAGCAGGUGAAAGUGAGGGGUGUCUAUCUGAGGUUUUAACUGUGGUUUCUGUCCUAUCUGCACCAAACAUAUUUGUUGUCGAGAACGAAUCUGACGCCAGCAGGGAAAGUGCAGAUAAUGCAGCCAGAGAAAAGUUUUUGGUUCCAGAAAGUGAUCAUCUCACGCUAUUAAAUGUCUAUAAACAAUGGUGUCUGAAUGGGCGUAGCGCAUCUUGGUGUCAAGAUAACAAGAUACAGCACAAAUCGCUAAAGAGAGCUGCAGAAGUCAGACAGCAACUUGUGGAAAUUACAACAAAGCAAAAACUCCCUGAAACUUCCUGUGGUAAUGACUGGGAUGCUGUACGUAAGGCAAUUUGUGCAGGGUACUUUCAUAAUGCGUCAAAACUCAAGGGUUUUGGGGAAUAUUCCAAUCUACGCAGCUUUGCGCCAUGCUUUUUGCAUCCAUCAUCUGCUCUCUAUGGUAUGGGAUACACUCCAGAUUACGUUGUCUACCAUGAAGUCGUUAUCACUACCAAGGAAUAUAUGCGUUAUGUGACUGCAGUCUAUGCCGAAUGGCUCUAUCAACUUGGACCAUCCUUUUUUUAUCUGAAAAACAUUGAUGCUUCCGGGCAAGCCCAAAGAACAAGGGAUAAAUUGGAAAACCAACGUUUGUUGCAAGACAUGUAUAUUAAAAGAACCCGUGAGGAUACACUCAAAAAAUCGCAAGAAGAUGAUGCAAACACCAAUGAGGUGAUUUUUGGUUCGAGAAAAAUCAAAAGAAGAAAUAAUGUACCCAUAAUAAAAGACACAAAUGGGUGA
Molecule: messenger RNA, 3069 nt
Organism: Theileria equi strain WA
Lineage: Eukaryota; Apicomplexa; Aconoidasida; Piroplasmida; Theileriidae
Product: Helicase associated domain HA2 containing protein
Exons: 2
Coding region: 1-3069 (1022 amino acids)
Biological process (GO): mRNA splicing, via spliceosome
Cellular component (GO): spliceosomal complex; intracellular anatomical structure
Molecular function (GO): RNA binding; ATP binding
Source: RefSeq, a predicted model, not a curated record